This is a messenger RNA of Alosa sapidissima (American shad), 2174 nucleotides long. It is a transcript of the gene lctla, whose product is annotated as lactase-like a. Gene Ontology annotation, biological process: carbohydrate metabolic process. Gene Ontology annotation, molecular function: beta-glucosidase activity. The record is from RefSeq and is a predicted model, not a curated record. NCBI's taxonomy places the organism in Eukaryota, Metazoa, Chordata, Actinopteri, Clupeiformes, Clupeidae. The transcript has 13 exons. Bases 1 to 1713 code for a protein of 570 amino acids.
AUGGCACCAGGCUACGCACUCACGGUUUGCCAUGUGCUCGGGCUUCUGCUGCUGACUGUGACUGCAACUGAGGACUUUGACUGGACGAAGACCGAGAAGGGGGCCUUCUACUAUGGAACUUUUCCGACUGGGUUCUCUUGGGGUGCCGGUGGAUCGGCCUACCAAACAGAGGGAGCCUGGGACAGAGACGGCAAAGGCAUGAGCAUCUGGGAUGCAUUUGCCCAUAAGAAAGGCAAAAUCUUCUUCAACGACACGGGAGACUCCUCCUGCGAGGGCUAUUAUAAAGUCAAGGAUGACAUUGCCUUAAUAAAAGACAUGAAGUUAAACCACUACCGCUUCUCAAUCUCCUGGCCUCGGAUUCUACCAAACGGGCUGAAAUCACAUCAUAUAAAUGAAAAAGGAAUCCAGUAUUAUGAUGACCUAAUCAAUCAACUGCUGGAAAAUAAAAUCACCCCUAUCGUUACUCUCUACCACUGGGAUCUACCACAGGUUUUGGAGGAUAAAUACGGGGGUUGGCAAAAUGCCAGCAUGGUUGGCUACUUCAAUGAUUUUGCCAAUUUAUGCUUUGGGAGAUUUGGUAAUCGAGUGAAAUACUGGAUUACGUUCAACAAUCCAUGGUCUGCAGCUGUGGAGGGCUAUGAGACAGGGGAGCAUGCACCUGGAAAGAAGCUAAGAGGCACGGGAGCAUACAUCGCCGCCCACAACAUGAUAAAGGCACAUGCAAAGGUUUGGCACACUUAUGACACCCAGUGGCGAAGCAAGCAAAAAGGGCUGGUGGGGAUCUCUCUGCUAGCUGACUGGGGAGAGCCGGUUGACAUCACCAAUCAGAAGGAUACUGAGGCUGCUGAGAGAUACGUGCAGUUCAGCCUGGGGUGGUUUGCCACACCAAUCUUUAAUGGAGACUACCCUCAGGUGAUGAAAGACUACAUAGGAAGGAAGAGUGCCCAGCAGGGGCUUGGGGUAUCUCGUCUGCCCACCUUCACGUCCCAGGAGAAGAGUCACAUCCGGGGCACCUGUGACUUCCUGGGCAUCGGGCACUUCACCACGCGCUACAUCACCCAGAAGAACUUCCCCUCCAGCCGCGGGAGCAGCGUCUUCACUGACCGCGACCUGGCUGAGCUGGUGGACCCCAGGUGGCCUGACCCCGGCUCUGAGUGGCUUUACGCCGUGCCCUGGGGAUUCCGGCGACUGCUAAACUUUGUCAAGACCCAAUAUGGAAACCCAAUGAUAUAUGUGACAGAGAAUGGAGUGUCAGAGAAGACGACGUGUACAGAUUUAUGUGACGAAUGGAGAAUGCAAUACUUUAGGGAGUACAUCAACGAAAUGCUGAAGGCAAUAAAAGAUGGCGUUGAUGUCAAAGGAUACACUGCUUGGUCUCUGCUGGACAAGUUUGAAUGGGAUGAGGGAUUCUCUGAGAGAUUCGGCUUGUACUAUGUGGACUUUAGGAGCAAAGACAAGCUCCGCUAUCCCAAGGCCUCUGUUCAAUACUACAAACGAAUCAUCAGCUCCAAUGGUUUCCCCAAUCAGAGAGAGGUUGAGAGUUGGAAGAGGAAGGCAACAGAAACAUGCUCCUCGAGCAACCAGCUUCUUGCUGCUGAUCCAUUGACGAGCCACAUGGAGAUGGUCACAGAGAUUGUGGUUCCCACCGUGUGCACUUUGUGCAUCCUCCUCAGCGCCAUAUUCCUCAUGUUCCUGCUCCGAGGCCGACUUUAGACUCGACUCCAUUACCAUCCAUGUCCUUUAUAGACAACUGUACAUUAGAUGUACCUAUUUUUUAUUGUCUUUAACCAAUGCUUGGGUCACAUAGGGGUCCAUUCAUGACAGGUGGUCUCUAUAGGAUUUUGAGGAAGUCAAGCAUGCAAAGAAUGUUGAAUUUUAAGUGUCACUUUUCAGAAAGAUGACGGCUCAGACAUUUCAGUGUGUAGAUUUACUUCUAGAAUGACAUCAAUCCACCCAUCACUGACACCCUGAUGUAGUUCAAAUUUACCUAUAUUUGAAAGCAGGUUUGGUGUUUGAUGUGGAGAGAGGUUAGGCUGGGUCAUAGGCAAUUUGCUGCAUGCACUGUAUAGAUUGAAAACUUAUAAAACUUCGACAAAUUGUUGCAAUGUGUAGGUCUACAUUUUCUAACUUGGAAAUAAUACUGGAAACAGCCUUUCACUUACUAUGUCAGUGCA